Saxophila tyrrhenica is the source of this 549-nucleotide messenger RNA. It is a transcript of the gene PRE1, whose product is annotated as Proteasome subunit beta type-4. Gene Ontology annotation, biological process: proteasomal protein catabolic process. Bases 1 to 549 code for a protein of 182 amino acids. NCBI's taxonomy places the organism in Eukaryota, Fungi, Ascomycota, Dothideomycetes, Mycosphaerellales, Extremaceae. Gene Ontology annotation, cellular component: cytosol; nucleus; proteasome core complex, beta-subunit complex. The record is from RefSeq and is a predicted model, not a curated record. The transcript has 2 exons.
AUGCGCGGCGCAACCAUCCUCAAAGCCAACGAGGACAAGACCCGGCAGCUGAACAAACACACCCUCAUGGCAUACGUCGGAGAAGCUGGCGAUACCAUCCAAUUCGCAGAAUACAUCCAAGCAAACAUCCAACUCUACUCCAUGCGCAACUCCACCGACCUCACCCCAUCCGAGACCUCCUCUUUUGUGCGCACCGAACUCGCCCGCUCCCUCCGCUCCCGCUCCCCGUACACCGUCAACCUGCUCCUCGGCGGCUUCGACCCGCGCACAUCCAAGCCGGAGCUCUACUGGAUCGAUUAUCUCGCGAGCUGUGCGCCGGUGCCGUACGCCGCGCACGGGUACGCGCAGUACUAUUGUUUGAGUAUAUUGGAUAAGCAUCAUCAUCCGGAUAUCUCGCUGGAGCAGGGGAUGAAGAUUCUGAGGAUGUGCACGGAUGAAUUGAAGAGACGGCUGCCGAUUGAUUUCAAGGGGGUGGUGGUGAAAGUGGUGGAUGGGGAGGGGAUACGGGAGGUCGAGUAUGAGGAUGGCGGGCAGGUGUUGGCGCCGUAG